Molecule: messenger RNA, 3873 nt
Organism: Musa acuminata AAA Group (dessert banana)
Lineage: Eukaryota; Viridiplantae; Streptophyta; Magnoliopsida; Zingiberales; Musaceae
Product: P-loop NTPase domain-containing protein LPA1-like
Exons: 7
Coding region: 1392-3629 (745 amino acids)
Source: RefSeq, a predicted model, not a curated record
AGCUCAUUAGCUGGUCUCCGAGGAUUUGGAAUUCCAUUACUUCCUCUCCAAAUAUUGUGUAUAUUAUCUAGUAAAUGAAAUUUGGAUGGUCACACUUUCACUUCUUUUUCGUUUGAAUGAUGAUUAGACAGAAAUCUACAAUACAAAAUCAAGAGAAGUUCCUAUGUUUCUUUUAACUUUUUUUUUUUUUUGUAAUAUACUUAUUUUAACUUAUCUGUUCCAAAUAUGAAUUUGGUAAAAAGAAUGGGUAAAACUAUUUGUUAUGUGUCAACUAGAAAGUUCUAUCGAAAUAAUUAUUUAUUUCAAAGUGAAAUAAUUAAUAUAUUGGAUAAAUCGGGACAUGAUAGAUAUGACAUUUUCAGCUGAUCUAUGACAACAGAAUGAAUCGAAGAGGAAAAUGUUCUUCACAAUAUUAUUUAUUACAUAAAUAUUUCCUUCAUCACUCUAUGAAAUAUGAACAUUCUAGAUAUAUUUUGGGAUAUGAAAUCUUAAUUUCAGCUCUCGUGUUAAACCAUGACAUUAAUCGUGCAGGUGAUGCUUGCGACAAGAAUGAUUCACCUUGAGAAUUAUCCUUGUGAAGCAUUCAAUAUCAGAUUUAUCUUUAGAAUUGUCCGAAGCAUUCAACCUUCUUGAUGACUAGUUUUCAAGAUGUGAUAUAGUGAUCAACGAUAUUAUGUCGCUAUAUAUUAAAAAAAUAAAAUAAUUUUGUCUUGCCGUUGAACCUGCGUCUGGGGUCCACUCUGUGUGAAGCCGGCCGAACACACGUAGGGAGGUCCACCACGGCACUCGCGGCCUCGCGAACACCCCUCGUGGCGGACAUCCGGACGAAAGCCGCGGCGAGAAUCGUAUCUCCCCGUACGACCCUGAAACUCGACGAAAUAACGACGCUACCCCUCUCCCCCCACCCACCGUUUUACCGACCCUGAAACUCCUCCCUGCCGUCCUUCGCAGGGUUUCUUGCAGCGGAUCCGGAGGAGCAGCAGGAGGAGAGGAACGAGUCGCAUGGGAGACAUGUGUGGGCUCGAGCGGGGCGAUGCGUGGAGGUCGUGACAGGCGGAGGAGGGCAUAGCUCGGGCGCGGAGCUUUGGCCAUGGCGGACUACCCGAGCCCAAUCCUCCUCCCACCCCUUCCUUCCGCCCCUCCUGCAGAAAACCCUAGCCUCCCGCCCGUCCGUUCACCCGCCUCGGAUCCCCCCGCGCGACGGGCGCUCUCCACCCGGCGUGGUCGCGGUCUCGUCGCUGACUCCAAUCUCGUCGAUCAGGCCCCGGAGGCCCCUGCAUUGCCCUCGUUGUUGAAUCUCGCCGCCCGCCUGUUUGCUUCCUCUUUGGAUCUUGGGUCUCGGUUUCCGGUUCUUCUUGGGUUUCUUGAUUCUUGUUCGGAGGUUAUUGGAGAUGUCGGAGCGGCCGAAGUUUCUGUACAUUGUGGUGGUGGACGACGGCGAGACGGGAGGAGUCGGUGGCGAGAGAGGGAAGGGGAUGGCGAGCGAGGAUAACAGGAGCUUGUCGUUUCGGUAUACGCGGUCGGUGCUACAGAGCACGCUGCAGCUCAUGGGCUGCAAGGCACGUCAUGCCUUCAAGAUUAGCCGAAGGGUAUUUGAAGUGAUGAGGGAUGAGUCCUCAGUUGAUGAUUUGCCGUCUGAUGCCACAAGCUCAAAUGACUGGCGGAUUCCAUCCAAUGCAGAAUAUGAAUCUAAUGAAACUGGUGGAUUAGACCAGGCAAACGUGACUAAUGACUUGAUUCAAGAGAAUGUAGAUACAACUUGUGGAAUUCCUUUCGAAUUGUACAAAAGGCUAACAACUGUUGUUGUUUCACGGGAGCGCUUCUUGGACAUCGUCUGUGAUGCCCUUGCCCUGUACAAAUAUGUAGGUCGCAAUCAAAGAGCUGACUUGCUUCUGGCUUGCAGAAUUCGAGAAAGAAAGGAAUCUGUGACAGUUCUCUUGUGUGGCACUAGUGGCUGUGGCAAGUCUACUCUGUCAUCCUUGCUGGGGGGAAGACUGGGUGUGACAACUGUCAUUUCUACUGACUCAAUACGCCAUAUGAUGAGGAGCUUCAUGGAUGAAAAACAAAACCCACUCCUGUGGGCUUCAACUUAUCAUGCUGGGGAAUGCUUAGAUCCGGUGGCAGUUGCUAAAGCAAAGGCUAAACGAAAAGAAAAGAAGCUUGCUGUUAUUUCGCACACAAAAGUCAAGGAAGAAGCAUCUGAUGGAGCUUUAAAUGAAAAAACUGGUGGCCGAUCUCAUGAACCCAUCCUUGGAACUGAGUUAAUUGGUAAAAGACAAAUGGCUAUCGAGGGCUUUAAAGCACAAAGUGAGAUGGUCAUAGACAGUCUUGAUCGUUUGAUCACUGCAUGGGAAGAUCGAAAAGAAUCUGUGGUUGUCGAGGGCGUCCACUUGAGCCUCAAUUUUGUGAUGGGGCUCAUGAAGAAGCAUCCUUCAAUAAUACCCUUCAUGAUUUACAUAACAAAUGAAGACAAACACAUGGAAAGAUUUUCUGUGCGUGCCAAAUACAUGACAUUGGACCCAGCAAAAAAUAAGUAUGUAAAAUACAUACGAAAUAUCAGAAAAAUCCAGGAGUAUCUCUGUAACAGGGCUGAUAAGCAUCUGGUUCCAAAAAUAAACAAUACAAAUGUUGACCGAAGUGUGGCAUCUAUCCAUGCCACAGUUUUUGGUUGUCUACGUAGGCGAGAGGCAGGAGAGCAGUUCUAUGACCCAGCUACAAAUACAGUUGCCGUGAUACUUGAAGAGUACAGAAACCAGCGUGCUGCAAAUUCUCUUAGCUCCAAGGGAAUGCUUCAGUUGAUCCAGAGGAAGGGUUCCUCAAGGCAUCUUAUGGCACUUCUGAACAUAGAUGGAUCUGUUGCCAAGGCUUGGCCUGUUCCGUUUGUUGAUUAUACUGGGAAGCCAUCGUCUGAAAAUUGGAGCGAAAAGUGUGUGGGAAGCCCCAUGUAUGGCCCCUUACAAAUUGGGAAGGCUGAGCCAGUUAACCUUCAGUUUGGAAAUUUUGGAAUCAGUGCAUGGCCACGUGAGACAUGUGGUACAAGUCAAACAGGGAGCAUCGAUGGCUCAAGAGCUGAUGGCACUGACACUGGUAGUAGAUACGUUUCUUCAUGUUGUAGCUCUCCAAAAGCAUCAGAUGGACCUGCCAAAGAGCUUAAGGAGGAAUUUUUUGUAGCGGGUAGUGACGAAGAAGCUGAUGAUCCACAUGAUGGUGAUAGUGAUGAGGAUUUUAGUGAUAUAGACCACAAGGAGAUCCAUGAGGAGAUUGAAGGCUCGGUGGAGGAAGACUCUACCAAGUCGGAUGAUGAGUUUGAUGACUUGGCCAUGCGAGAUGGCCUUGAUAAUUAUUAUUGGUCCGACGAUGAUGAGUCAACCAACUUGAAGAAAAUAGCAGACAGCAAGAUGGCAACAGAUGGAGACGGUGUCAUGGCAAACAAAUACCAGCACAAUCUUGAGCUCUUUUUCAAGAUGAGUGAGCUGUUUGUCGGACCUCCUUACUCCGAUACCCUGCUUCCCCAGCGGAACUCGAGCACUAGUGACAUAAGAGUGAGGAGGCGUUCCUUGAGUGACUCCAUGUGUUUUGAAAGCCCGAUGCAAAGCAUUCCUGCGGUAGGACACCAGAGAGCACUGUAAUGGCUCAGUAAUUUUAGCAGCGGCAUCGGCAUCGGCUCCGCUAAAGAAUUUGUACUGUCACUUUUUUCCCCUUGUAGUAAUUGCCAUGGCUCUCCUAAAAGACUGAUAUCUGUAAUCUCUUCUAUUUGGUUUUUCUAGGUUUUCUUGUGUUUUGCUUUUGCUUUGGCAGUUGUGGGUUGAAUGAUGAUGAUGAUGAUGGAGACCCUAAUAUGUGGAUUGAAUAAUGAUGAUGAUAAUGAUGGAA